CAAUUUAGAGUUGAUCACAUAGCACUAACAAAUUAAUAACUUAAUUGUUUUAACAAGUGGAGAAAAUGUGAUUCCUUAGCACAUUUCGGAGAGGAUGGCAUGUAAGCAACAACAGGUGCAUUGUGACAGUUACCCAGGUGACCACAACAAACAAUGCCGAAAAACGCGCGGGUGACCCUUUGCAACGGACCUUAUGAAUCCAAUGGAGUAGUAGAACACAGGAACUUCCGCCUGCAGGGUCUUCAGGCCGCUCUGACAGCGCGCGGGCACCAGUGCGUCUUGGAAGACACGCGCGAGUGGAACAUGGUGAAGCUCGUGGUCAACGGGGAGGUCGUCUUCCGCUGUAAUAUAAAGCACCUGGAGUUCGGUGGAGAUGGACAAGUGGACCCUGUUUGCAAAGAAGCUGUUAAUGCUGUGGAGAACGCUUACUGAAGAUAACAGAAAUGAAA
Molecule: messenger RNA, 449 nt
Organism: Etheostoma spectabile (orangethroat darter)
Lineage: Eukaryota; Metazoa; Chordata; Actinopteri; Perciformes; Percidae
Gene: c17h10orf53
Product: chromosome 17 C10orf53 homolog
Exons: 3
Coding region: 154-432 (92 amino acids)
Source: RefSeq, a predicted model, not a curated record